Messenger RNA from Eimeria acervulina, 411 nucleotides. RefSeq lists its product as hypothetical. The record is from RefSeq and is a predicted model, not a curated record. Bases 1 to 411 code for a protein of 136 amino acids. The transcript is spliced from 2 exons. Lineage: Eukaryota; Apicomplexa; Conoidasida; Eucoccidiorida; Eimeriidae.
AUGCCGCAGCCGACUCGAGGCGGGGGCGCAGACAGCUCAGAAGUAGAAGCAGCAGCAUCUGCAGCAGCAGCUGCUGCUGCUCUUAAACUGCAACACGUUCUGAAACAGGUUCCCUUGGAGAAUGACACGGCAGCAGCAGCAGCAGCAGCAGCAGCAGCAGCAGCGGGAAGCGCCGGCGCCGAUUCGCGCAUAGAGGCCGAGAACUUAGCAGCUAUAGCCACACCGCCAGCAGCAGCAGCAACAGCAGCAGCAGAAGCAGCAGCAUUGACAGCAACAGGAAUGGCAACGUCAACAGCAGCAAGCUCAGCAGUAGGAACAGCAGCAGAGCAGCCGAAGCAGGAACAGCGACAACAGCAGCAACAGCAACAACAGCAGCAGCUGCUGCAGGACCUGUGCAGCAGCAAAUUAUAG